Schistosoma curassoni is the source of this 2163-nucleotide messenger RNA. Lineage: Eukaryota; Metazoa; Platyhelminthes; Trematoda; Strigeidida; Schistosomatidae. The record is from the annotation of a GenBank genome assembly.
AUGGCAGAUGUCCUGUCACUCUUGCGAGAAUAUCAUCUCAGUGGGAAGCCUAUUGUUGAAACACAAAGUGAAGUCAUAUUUGGAGACUUUGCUUGGCCUAAGACUACUAAAACGAACUUCCUAGUAUGGGGGUCGGGAAAGGAAGGUACUCCAAAAGACUAUUAUACGUUGGAUUGUGUUGUGCAUCUACUAAAGCAUAUUGAUUUGCCCCAUACUCAGUAUGUGCGACAAGCAGCAAGUGCUGGCCUUCCAGUCGUACGACUUCCAGAUCGACGUGAUCUUUUAGCUUACCUGAAGGGUGAAACGACUACUGCACCAAAUAUUGAUAGAGCUGCACCAGUAGAUAUCUCUUUACGUCGGGCUGUAGCCAAGCAUGUCGAUAGUCAUAUGCAUAUCCGAAGAGAUGCAAGUGAUUUACUGGGUCCAGAUGGUUUCAGUAUCGAUGCUGAUUCCAAACGAAUGCGACUCGCAAACAACGUUGAUGGUCUGGACGAAAGUGUAUUAGGUAGAGAGUCACAAGCUCGACUGAAAUCCGCGGUACUUGAUGAUGAGGCGAUAGCGCGUGAUAAACGUGACUUAGCUGCUAAACUGGAGAGUUCUUUCGGCAACCGUUCCUCCAGUUUUAUUCAACCUGACCAAGUUAAAUCAAGCACAUUACCCGAAGCCGUCCCAUUAGACAAAAUUCAGUCUUGGCGGGCUAAAUUUCGUGCAAUUCAACAACAAAGAAUCAAGACAGGUGAUACAGACCAAGCAAUGGAAGUUGCUGUAACGAAUUAUUCUGGUCAGGAAGGGGAUGUCGGUUUAUCAACUCUCUCAUCCUUGGAUGCUCGAGAUUCUCGGGUUGGCCUUCAUAGUAUUGUACCCGGAGGUGAAUCUCAGUCCAUUAUCCGUAUUGACGAUAGUACUCAUGGUCAGUUAUAUUCCGGUAGCACUUUACUCAGAGCUUCACUUAUGGCGGAUGAAGCACCAGUACGCGCAAUUGUAGCUCGUGAGCGUCGUUGGCGGACUCGUGUUUCAGUUUUGCAAAGUCAAGGCAAAACAUUCUACGAAAACAUCGUUUUGGGGAUUUUGCGGAAUGUAAUUUUAAAAGAAGACUCUCAUGCUGCUCCCGAUGCAAAAGCUGUUGGAAAGUUUGGUUUUAUUUCUACUAAUGCUCAACCAACUCUUUUUCCCCAACCAUUGGCUGUUGGGACUUACUAUUCUAAACCUAAUGGCACCACAAAUUAUACGAACACUGGAUCAGCUAUGGCACUAAGUACUGGGCAACAUAUGUCGGUCUCCAACUCCACUGCUCAACAUCACUCACAGAUGCAUUAUUCAAGAUAUGAUCAAGAGCGUUUUGCUGGUGGUCGUGAGGAGACUGCCGGUUUUCGUAUUGAUACUAUGGGUACAUAUCAUGGAAAGGCUUUGGCAUCAAUGGUUUCUGUUGGUACACCUAAAUCUAAUCAAGACAAUUCUGUUGCUGGUGCAAACGCUGUCUGUACUCCAGGAACUAUUUCUAGAUCAAUGGGAAAUGAAACUCCAAGUAUUCCUUAUGAACCGCAACCACUUAGAGACCCUCGCGGUAUCAGUUCUGGCAUCCCCUUGACACCCAGUACGACUCCUGAUCCAUAUCGUGGCUUACGUUCCACCGCUGAUGCACGCCUUUCUGCUAGAACGAAAAUGAGAUCAUCUCGUAUCCCAAUUAUCAUUAUUCCUGCAGCACCAACCAGUUUGAUUACAAUGUAUAAUGCUAGGGAUAUUUUAGAGGAUUUACGGUUCAUUAAAUCCCAAGAGAAACAAGCAUCCGGUAUGCGUCGAGAAAACGAGAUACUUAUUCAGCGUCAUAAAUCUGAUGGUCGAACAGUGCCUUAUCGUGUGGUUGAUCAACCAAACAAAUUACUCUUAGAUGAAUGGAAUCGUGUUGUAGCUGUUUUUGUCCAAGGUCAAGCUUGGCAAUUUAAAGGUUGGCCAAUCAGCUCCGAUCCAGCAGUAAUUUUUUCUCAAAUCAAGGGUUUUCAUUUGAAGUACACUAAUAUGCCAUUGGAUCCAAAUGUAGCCAAAUGGAAUGUACGUGUUAUUGAUCUGGAUCAAAGGAGACAUCUAGACAAGGCAAAUUUCCAACAAAUUUGGGACCAAUUAGAUAAGCAUAUUGCCAGAAAUAAGCCAUUUUUACGGUCUUAG